Molecule: messenger RNA, 3222 nt
Organism: Sinocyclocheilus grahami
Lineage: Eukaryota; Metazoa; Chordata; Actinopteri; Cypriniformes; Cyprinidae
Gene: col28a1a
Product: collagen, type XXVIII, alpha 1a
Exons: 30
Coding region: 231-2822 (863 amino acids)
Biological process (GO): extracellular matrix organization
Molecular function (GO): extracellular matrix structural constituent conferring tensile strength; serine-type endopeptidase inhibitor activity
Source: RefSeq, a predicted model, not a curated record
ACUGGCACACUGAGCUCUGACAGAGUCUAGAGAGGGUAUUACUGCGUUAUUCACAGAUUAUAUGCCUGGCCGCAAUGAAACUUUGCCUGUUCUGCCUCUAGCUCUUUCAUACAGAGAUAUCACACACCAUGAUGAUGUAACUGGACCUCAAUGAUUGCACUGGAUUAUUAAGGAGACGAACAGAACAGACAGCAGUCAACAUUUUGAGUGGCGGUGAAUAAGCAGGAAGGAUGCAGUGUGGUGUGAUGCUGUGUGUCCUGCUGCUGAUACUGUCCUCUAGUGCUAGAAACCAGAAGAGAAGAAAAAACAGACAGAAGCCCGACAACAGUGUCAUGCAGAAUGAAGUCAAAACUCUGUUCUGUCCAGUGGAGUUGGCGUUUUUAGUUGACAGUUCAGAGAAAGCCAAAAUGCUUCUGUUUGAGAGGCAGAGGGAGUUAGUGUUGCGCUUCAGCACCAGGCUGAUGCAGCUACAGGUGUCGGGCUGGCGUAUGCGGGUGAGACUCGCCCUCCUGCAGUACAGCAGCACUGUCUCAGUGGAGCACAACUUCCGUGACUGGCAGGACAUUGACGUGUUCCACAGCCAAGUGGAUGCCAUGAACUAUUCAAAAAAUAUAGACAUCAGACAUCAGGCCUGUGAUGUAGAAGAAACACUCGGUAGAGCCCGGCUUGCGGUUAACUCCAUCGUUCUGAAAGCUCUGGUUUACGGCCAGAGCACAGCAGGUGGAUUCAGGGCGGCACAUGAAAGACUAGGAAGUGUUUCCCACACUGCAAGUGUAGCAGGUGCUGGAGCUUUCGCCAGGGGUAAACCAGGCGAUCCAGGAUUUGAUGGGCCUCCUGGUCCUAAAGGAUCUAAAGGAGGGGCAGGUUUAAAUGGACGUCCAGGAUUAGAGGGUCUGAGGGGAAGACCAGGAUCAAAAGGAGAAAAGGGCGGGAAAGGAGAAUGUGGCGCCCCAGGGAUGAAAGGAGAUCAAGGCCUGGACGGACCCCCAGGACCACGUGGACCACGAGGAGAUCAGGUUGCCUUUAUCAAGUUUGGCCUGGACGGACCCCCAGGACCACGUGGACCACGAGGCGAUCAGGUUGCCUUUAUCAAGUUUGGGGAAAAAGGUGGCCAAGGCAGACCUGGGCCGACUGGGCCAGUUGGUAUCGGCGAGCCAGGACUGCCUGGCCCACCAGGACCUUCAGGAGUUCAAGGCAACCAAGGGUUUCCCGGAGAGGGUUUACCAGGACCAAAGGGUGACAGAGGAUUUGAGGGUCCUAAGGGUGGACGUGGACCUCCUGGGAUUAGCAUCAAGGGUGAUAAGGGUAACACAGGGGAAGCGGGUUUGCCUGGACUGAUGGGAUUUCCAGGAGUUGGGCUCCAGGGUGAAAAGGGAGACCCGGGACCCAUAGGACCACCUGGCCCAAGAGGCCCUCCUGGAGUGGGCAUGGUGGGAACUAAGGGUGAUCAGGGCUUUCCAGGAGAAUCUGGACCACAAGGUGAGAGAGGAAUAGGAGAACCAGGACCAAAAGGAGAACCAGGCCCAGACGGAGCACCUGGCAUUCCUGGUAUCCCAGGUGAAGAUGGAUCUGUGGGUCCAAAGGGGGAGGUGGGUUUACCUGGUGCUCGAGGUCCAGAGGGCUUAGCAGGGAGAGGUACUCCUGGUGAGAAGGGGGACCGAGGGGACAGAGGACCUCGGGGUCCCCCAGGAAGUGCAGGAGCAGCAGGACCCCCGGGGGCCAAGGGAGAACCAGGAAGUUUAGGUAUGAUGGGUUUACGAGGACCUCCAGGUCGAGGAUUACCUGGUUCAACGGGAGAGCCAGGACCUGCAGGUCCCGCGGGUCCUGUUGGAGAGCCAGGUGUUGGGACCACAGGCCCUAAGGGUGACAGAGGAAGUCCAGGACAAGUGGGGCCACAAGGAAUGAAGGGGGAGGGUUACCCUGGACCACAGGGGCUUCCAGGGUUGCCUGGGCCGCCAGGUGAAGUUGGACCUGAAGGACAAGGAAUUCCUGGACCAAAGGGAGACCGGGGCUCAUCUGGAACGACCGGCCCUUCAGGGCCUCCAGGGAUUGGACUGAUGGGACCAAAGGGUGCAGUUGGCCAGCCUGGUGCUCCUGGUCUUCCAGGACCUCUAGGAGAGGGAAUUCAGGGUCCCAAGGGAGAUCCUGGGUUUCAAGGGCCCCCUGGCCCUAGAGGGCCUCCAGGUGAUGGUCUGCCUGGAGAGAAGGGUAACAGGGGCCUAGCAGGGGAACGUGGGAGAAAAGGAGAGGGAGGAGAACAUGGAAUGCCUGGACAAACAGGAGCCAAGGUAAUAUCCAGUUACCAGCGCUUGUGUUUCCUGAUGAGUUGUGCUGCCCGGUCCAACGCCGCUCAGUCUUUAAAUGUCUCUUUUUCACAGGAUGCACUUCCAACAGAGUUUGAGACCACUUCUUCUCCAGAUGACUAUGACGACAUGCAUAUUGACAACAGCUGGAUGAUGCCCUUUGUUGAUGGGUCUUUAAAUGAGCUUCCUAAGGUGACAGAUGCCCCAGUUGGAGAUAAGACGAGACAAUCCUCCAUCUCAGUAUUGGGACCCCAGACACCCAUAAACUGGCGGCCUGUUCCAGAAAUCAGCCCACCACCACGGACUCUACCUCCACCGGCCCCUCAGCCUAACGAUUUCAUGAAAGAGGUAGGCUGUAGGCAGGGAUUGGAUCCUGGGCCGUGUCGGGAGUACAGGGUGAUGUGGUACUACGACCCGGAGGCCAACGCAUGCGCACAGUUCUGGUAUGGUGGCUGCCAAGGCAACAGCAACCGCUUUGAGACAGAAGACCUUUGUCAAAACGUUUGUGUACAGACAUAACAUACCCUCACAAUGAAGCACAGGCCUUCAUUCAGCAGAUUCAUAUCAAGCUGUGUCGACUUUGCGAUCAUGCACUAUGCAGAUACAUUUUCAUUGUCGUACAUGUGUUUUAUGAGACGAGUAGGGAUUCCUGCUACACUGACUGUAGAUCAUAUUUGUCCUUUGGGCCAACACUAUUUUAAAUAUUGUUUACUAGACUAGUGCUGCUCCAUUUUCUAGAAAAUAACAUGUAUAUUCAAAGUACCACGUUUUCCCCUAGUCGCACUGAAUGUUUUAUGAAUUUCUUUAUUUUUAAUAUUCCUUCCAUAGAAUAUAUUUCUGUUAAUUGUGAUUUCUGUUAAAGGAAUAGUUCACCCAAAAAUUAGAAUUUGCUGGAAAUGUACUCAUCCAUCAGGCCAUC